This is a messenger RNA of Cutaneotrichosporon cavernicola, 489 nucleotides long. RefSeq lists its product as uncharacterized. The record is from RefSeq and is a predicted model, not a curated record. Bases 1 to 489 code for a protein of 162 amino acids. Gene Ontology annotation, molecular function: catalytic activity. The transcript is spliced from 3 exons. Lineage: Eukaryota; Fungi; Basidiomycota; Tremellomycetes; Trichosporonales; Trichosporonaceae.
AUGAAGUUCAACUGCUUCAAGGACCCAGACCCAGAAUCAGGCCCCCCCGUCUCUAGGACAGGGUGCAUCUUCUGCGACGUGACACGCGACAAGGGCUUCGACGUCGUUUACGAGGACACCGAGCUCGUCGCGUUCCGUGACCGCUGGCCACGCGCCGCUGGACAUCUUCUCGUCAUUCCGAGGAUGCAUAUAGGAACUGUGUCCGACCUGCGGGCUGAGCAUGCUGGGCUAGUCACGCGCAUGAAGGAGCGCGGCAUCGCCCUCGCCCCAGGCGCAACCAAGCUCGGCUUCCACAUCCCGCCAUUCUCCAGCGUCCACCACCUCCACUUGCACGUCUUCACGCCGCCCUUCACUGCGCUGGGACGGGUGAUGUACCCCGUCCACAGCCGCGGACAGGGUAAGGGUUGGAGCUGGUUCGUGAGUGCCGACCAGGCCAUUGCCAUUCUCCAGAAUGGGCAUCGCAUUCGCCUGGGCGCCAGCAAGCCCUAG